CACAGGCACAACAUGGUGCCGGAGGACAGCGGCGUGUGCGCGGGUUGAGAGUUCCGGUGCUAUGCAGGACUCGCACGCCGACCUGCGCGUUUUGUUGUGGGCACAUAAUCUCUCCAAUGAGGCGUGUCGUGUCCUCUCUGCUGUCUCCUCCUUUUAACUCUUCACUGACACCUCACACACACACACACACAUCUUCAUUCUCAUCUCCUUCAUCAUCAUCUUCUUCAUUCUCAUCUCCUUCAUCCUCAUCUUCUUCUUCAUCCUCAUCUCCAUCUUCAUUCUCAUUUCCUCCUUUUAACUCUUCACUGACACCUCACACACACACACCAUCUUCAUUCUCAUCUCCUUCAUCCUCAUCUUCUUCUUCAUCCUCAUCUCCAUCUUCAUUCUCAUUUCCUCCUUUUAACUCUUCACUGACACCUCACACACACACACCAUCUUCAUUCUCAUCUCCUUCAUCAUCAUCUCCUUCUUCAUCCUCAUCUCCAUCUUCAUCCUCAUCUCCUUUUAACUUUAGACUGGCACCCUGGACCACACACACAAUCCUCAUUCUCAUCUUGAUCUUCAUCAUUGUCCUCUUUCUCAACUGCAUCUUGAUCCUCAUCUUCAUCAUCAUCUUCAUUGUCAUCCUCAUCUUCAUUUCCAUCCUCAUCUUCAUUCACAUCUUUAUUUUCAUCCUCAUCUUCAUUCUGAUCUUCAUCCUCAUCUUCAUUGUCAUCCUCCUCUUCAUUCUCAUUUUCACCCUCAUCUUCAUCCUCAUUCUCAUCCUCAUCUUCAUUCACAUCUUUAUUUUCAUCCUCAUCUUCAUUCUGAUCUUCAUCCUCAUCUUCAUUAUCAUCCUCCUCUUCAUUCUCAUUUUCACCCUCAUCUUCAUCAUCAUUCUCAUCCUCAUCUUCAUUGUCAUCCUCAUCUUCAUUUUCAUCCUCAUCUUCAUUCUCUUCCUCAUCUUCAUUCACAUCUUUAUUUGCAUCCUCAUUUUCACCCUCAUCUUCAUUCUCAUUUUCACCCUCAUCUUCAUCCUCAUCUUCAUUCUCAUAUUCAUCCUGUCUCCUCAUUUUAACUCUUCACUGGCACCCUGGACCACACACACACACACCAUCCACAUCUUCAUUCUCAUCUUCAUCUUGCUCCUCAUCUUCAUCAUCAUUCUCAUCUUCAUCUUGAUCUUCAUCUUCAUGAGCCACAAGCGUCAAAAACACCCGUUUUGUCAAAUAUGUUGAAUCUUGAUUCCACAAAAAUCUUCCGGCUCCAGGGACCGGCCCUGCCCGCCAGCAGCAGCCGCCUAAGGAGGCUCCUCAGGCGGCCUCACGCGGCUCAGCGUUCCGUCGACUCCACUCUGGAGGCCCCUUCCUGCAAUACCCGGAGACGCGCUUAGAGGGCGCCAGUGUCUAACUCUGCAGACUUCUCCUUCUGCUGCAAAGUGAGUGAGAAGCUGAUUUAUUGAUAUCAUUGAUUUAUUGAUUCACUGCUUCCUUGUUUAAUUGACAUGUUCAUUUAGUGAUUCACAAAGUCAUUGAUUUAUGAAUUCACUGAUUCAUUUAUUCACUGCUUCGUUGUUUAACUGAUUAAUUUGUCGAUUCACAAAGUCAUUGAUUUAUUCAUUCAUUUAUUCAUUGCUUUGUUGUUUAACUGGUUAAUUUACAGAUUAACGAUGUCAUUGCUUUAUUCAUUUAUUGAUUCAUUUAUUCACUGGUUCGUUGUUUAAUUGACAUGUUAAUUCAUUGAUUCACAAUGUCAUUGUUUGAUGAAUUCAAUGAUUCAUUUAUUCACUGCUUUGUUGUUGAACUGAUUAAUUUAUUGAUUCACUGAGUCAUUGGAUUAUGAAUUCAGCCAUUCAUUGAUUAAUAAGCCCUUCUCCAAAGGAGCAAUAUGAUGAUGACAAAUGGGCGGCGGCAUGAAAGUGUAAUCAGGGACGUUUUGAGGCGACUAAUGCUCCAAUUUGAAGAUGUCUCAUCUUUUUAGCUGUUUGUCCUUUUGUCCUAAAUGAUAAAUCCUGCAGAAUAUGAUCCUGCAUAAACAAAUACGGCCAUCAGACGCUCAUCUUCUCCAAAUAAAUCACACUCUUUUCUGGCAGACAAAGAGAAUGCAGGGGAGAUCAUCUGCUGUGUUUUUAAUUAAAAGGUUAUUUAUUGGAUGUUUAUUAUGUUGCUUUUGAGGACAAACUUGAUGACAAUUUGUUUGGCUUUUGGGGGAUAAGAGUCUUCAUAAAGUUCAAAGGUCACAAUAACACCAGGAGGAGAGAGUUAGAAAACCAAUGAAAUAAUAAUAAUGACAUUAUUGUUAGUGAUAAUAUUUAUAUUUACAAAUGCAUCUGGGCCAAUUUAUUAGGUACACAUCCACGUGGGAAAAAACUUUUUUUUAAAUGCGUGAAUAAACAAUUUCCAGGAAAUGAGCAUGUCCAACAUUUUACACCAAAAACAUGAAAGCAAAAUAAUAGUCAUUAUUUUAAUCCAUUUCAUUUAGGGAUUAUUUAUUUUCAUAUAGCCUUUG
This is a messenger RNA of Entelurus aequoreus (snake pipefish), 2490 nucleotides long. RefSeq names its product cytochrome c oxidase subunit 3-like. The coding region runs from base 117 to 1220 and encodes 367 amino acids. The transcript has 2 exons. Lineage: Eukaryota; Metazoa; Chordata; Actinopteri; Syngnathiformes; Syngnathidae. The record is from RefSeq and is a predicted model, not a curated record.